Molecule: messenger RNA, 4263 nt
Organism: Penicillium mononematosum
Lineage: Eukaryota; Fungi; Ascomycota; Eurotiomycetes; Eurotiales; Aspergillaceae
Product: Galactose oxidase/kelch beta-propeller
Exons: 8
Coding region: 1-4263 (1420 amino acids)
Source: RefSeq, a predicted model, not a curated record
AUGUGCGUCGGGAGCCAGUCGCUUUGGAUGGUUGCGAAAGCCAAACUGGACAACGAUGACCAGAACCUGCUUUCCUUCGACAGCGACAACGAUAUCAAGAAAUCUGGGGAAAAUGAGCUUGACAUAUUGGAGAGUCUUGAGCGAACAACCCGGGAAGCAUACGACACAUGCAUCCACAAGAGAUGGAAAAUCACCAUCCCGGGAAAAGGGAAGAAGAUUAUACUUCGUGACCUCUUGAACAAAGUCGUGCACUGGAUUGAGCUAUUCAAAUCAGUGGGCGACCAAGUUGUGCAGUAUGACCCUGGCCACGCUGCCUUACCGUGGGCUGGAGCUCGGUUUUUGUUGCAGAUUGCUAUCAACGAUUUCAGCAAAUUCGAUUUCGUUGUGCAGGGUGCGGAAAGAAUCGCCAAAAUGACGGCGAGGUAUAGGAUCAUCGAACAGAUUUACAUUCAAAAACGCUCCGCUGCUGCAGAACAACUUGAGCAGGCAGUUGUGAGCGUGUAUAGCUUGAUCCUCAAAUAUCUUGUCGAAGCCAAGCGCUAUUUUGAACAGCGAACAGGAGUGCGACUGUUUAAAAGUGGGCUUCUUGGCCAUGAUGAUUUCCAGGGUCUCUUGGACAAAAUGGAAGCGGGCGAGAGAUGGGUAGACCGGUGCGCGAGCUUGGUUCAAGGUGAGAUAAACAACGACAUUGCCUCUCAUCUUGCAACCUUGUCGCUAGAGACAGCGACCUUCAAUUCACUGCGAUAUACGCUCAGUCGGAUGGAACAGCCAAUCUCACAGGUGUUCUUCCACUUGAACAGAGUUGAAGAUCAUCUUGAUAGUCUACAGCGACGACAGAUGUUAGACUGGUUAUCUACUCAGCCGUAUCUUGACCACCACACCACGAUCAAACUUCGGGUCUUGGAUGGCACAUGCAGAUGGGUUCUGGAACAUGCAAGUUUCACUGAAUGGAAAGGCGAAAGCACAAACUCGCUGCUCUGGCUUCAUGGUUCUCAGGGUGCGGGCAAAAGCUGCUUGGCAUCGAUGGUCGUUGAUGAUGGCAUAAAUGUCUCCCGCCAGAUUGCAAACUUUGCCCACGCCUAUUUUUAUUGUUCUCGCAACACUGCGGAGCCCCAACGUGCAAACGCACAGAGUAUUCUCGGAUGUAUUGCGCGUCAACUUUCCAGCCACUCUUCAAACCAACCCCUUGCUCCCCCGACAUUUUCUCUUUACAAGAAAGUACACCUGGCAGAUGGUUCCACGAGAGCUCCUACUCUACGGGAAUGCCGCGAUUUAAUUAUUGGACUGACAGAAUCCUAUUCCCGCACCACUUUUGUGAUAGACGCUCUGGACGCGUGCGGUAGGGAGGAUCGAGCUGACCUCAUCGAGGCACUGGAGUAUAUUAUCGACAACUCCCCGAGUCUUGUCAAGGUCUUUGUCACUUCGCGCGAAGAGAGUGACUUGAGGUUAUCUAUCCAGGCGCAUUCCGGGGUUCAGGUGACGUGGGUAGAGAAUGGGGCCGAUAUCGAGAAAUUUGUGAAUUUUGAAACGGACAGGCUUGUUGCAAAGAACCAGCUACUUGCCUCUAUCCGAAUCAAAGCAACAAAAGAGAAUUUGAAGGCGUUGAUCAAGGAAGACACUAUUUCCAAGGCCAAUGGGAUGUUCCGUUGGGCCCAGUUACAGCUGCAGAGUCUUCGGUGGAUUCGUACGGAGAAGGACAUUCGAUUUGCUAUGUCGAAGAUCCCGCGCCCACUCAGCGAGCUAUACGAGGACCUCCACACGAAGGCACUUGAAGAAACCGAAGAAACAGACCGUGCUUUGUUCCAAAACACGUUGAGAUGGAUGUUAUGCACGAGGCGGGUUUUGGGCUGGGAAGAUUUCUCCCAAGCUAUCACGAGCUUUGUGGACAUCGAUAUACACGAGAUCGAUGAAGACUUCAUCUUGGAUCUUCUCAGCAAUUUCGUGAUCUCUCAAACAAACCAAGAAGGGGAUCGCACCUUCCGUUUCGCCCGUCUGUCGGUGCGAGAGUUUUUAGAAAAUAAGCCUGAGUACUCCGCCGAAGUUAGCAACACCUUCACCGUGGAGGUGUGUUUAUUAAAAUCGCUUGGAGCUUCCGGAUCGCCCAGCGCAGAACAAUUCCUCGGCAGACUAGGCCUCAGCGAUGAAGGUACCGUAACUUUGGCAGAGAUCGACUCUUACAAGAAAGGCAUACAUGACUACUCCUUGCGAAAUUGGUAUGUACACUGUGUGCAUGCUGGCGAAGCAAAUCGAUCAAACGAGGAACUGCACCUCUUUCACCUCCUGCGCUAUUUUCUCUUUGAUGAGUCGGAUCCGAACUGUCCACUAAAGUGUUGGGUACGUUCUCGUCAGCGGCGCAAAAUGGAAUCCUUACACGGAUCCCACCUUCUUGGGCUGCUACGGAAUUACCAUCGACCUCGAGACCUAGCAUUUUUACUUUCGUGUGUCUUCGGCUUCGGCGAAAUUCUUCGCAUCGAUCAGUAUCAUGAGCUCGAUGAUGACGUCAAAGAAGCGUGUAUCCUGGCAGCCACGAUGCACGCCCAGUAUCAUAUCUUGGAGCAUUUGAUGGCAGGACCAAAGGUCCCAUUAUUGCAAAAGCGCAUUUUGAGUACUCUAGUCCAGAAUGGUCACGUUAAGCCGCUUCAAUGGUUCUUGAGUCUCACCGAGCCUGACCUGAUUACCGGGUCGACCAUUGUGGAAGCGGGGGAAGAUACGGAAAUAAUCGAGCUGUUGCUUGAUCAUAACACAAAUCUUCACAUUACGACGGAGCUCAUUGAACGAUGCAGUUCAUACAGGACGGUUGAAACACUUCUCAGCCGAGCCCCCGACGUCGUAGUCACUUCUACGAUACUCAAGAAUGCUAUAGACAAUAUGCCCAUUGAACGCCUGAGAGAAAUCCUUGACAAGAAUGGUGGAUCGAUUGUUACAUGUGACACUAUCGCGUGGGCCUGCCAUUGUGCGGCUUUUGUAGAAGGGAUGCGACCAAAGAUAGAGCUUAUGUUGGAACGUGGUGGCCAGAUCAAAUGGACCGAGAGAGUAAUGUUGCAUGCUAUUGCCAAUAACGGAGACUCUGAGCUGCAACAAGGGGAAAGAGCUGCUGCUUUCGGGCUCUUGCUCAAGGCUGGGGGCGUAAUUACGUCCGAAGUCAUAGUUGGCGGAGCCCGAAAUAUUUAUGACGGGCCUCGAAUGGUCAAGCUCCUUGUAUCGUUGAUGAACCGACCAUUAGACAAUGAGUUGUGGGUCCAGAUGAUGCUGCAAUGUGCUCAGAAUACAUGGGGAAAUCCGGAAACCCUUCAAACGCUCCUGGAAAUGAAACCUGGUCUGAAUGUUCCAGAAGAGGUCUUAAUCGCUUUCACGGAAAAUUCCAUCAAAGGGAACAUUACACUGGAUGUCAUGCUUGAAGACAACCGUGAGAUGCAGAUUACCGAUGCGGUGAUCGUGAAUGCAUUAAAGAAGUUGGACUAUGACAAAACCAUAUCGAAACUUCUCGACCGACACGGCUCAACGAGGAUUUCAAGCCAGAUGCUUCUUGGAGCUGCUCAAAAUUGUCAAUUCGGAGACGAAAUGACGAAGCUUUUAUUGCAGCGCACUGCAAUGAUUGAGAAACCAUCCUCGACGGUUGUUGAUGCAGCCCUCGGUAAUCGGUAUUCGGGUUAUGAAACACUACAGAUGCUCGAGACCGCCGCGGCCAAGGGGAGCUUAGAUGUCAUGAAGCACCUUUUGAAACUAGAGAACGCUGUUGUUACCGAAGAGAUUCUGAUUGCGGCAUCAGGAAAUCUCGGCUGUAGCAUUGACAUGCUCAAGCUGCUUUGGAAUUUUGCACCACACAUCAAAGUGUGUCCUGGGAUAUUUCUGAAUGCUGCCGACCCCGUCCUUUGGAGGUCUGCGCAUGUUGAGUAUCUCUUUUCGCGGGUGAAAGAUUCCAAAACGUGCCAGGAUCUUCUGGAGGCAGUGAUGACAGCAAAAGACAGUCAGAACGAUUGGAUAUCUGGUAUUGUUCUGGAAUACAUCCUUGAGAGCGAGUUUGACAUUGAAGUGACCGAUGAACUUGUAAUCGAUGUCUUAAAAGCAGGCAGGGGACGGCUCUUGAAGAUUUUCUUUGACCACGCGAUAGAUAUUGAACUCUCACAGGAUAUGGUGAACAUAGCAGUACAGCUAGAGGACUACUGGGCCCUACUAGUGUUGGUCGAGCAUGGGAACUCAGGUGAAUUGAACCUGCAGGAGGCAAGGAUUAUCAUCGACAAUACACGUUUGAACGAGGAGUGA